AUGGUCGCCGUCUUUACGUCUAUUGCAACCUUUUUCACACUUCGACUCCUUGCUCUUAUCCUAGCGCCUACUUCACUGGUUGAAGCAGUCCCUGUCGAAUCUUCAGCGCCCUCAGAUAACCAUGGCUCAUCAUCAUUUUGGAUGUCAAGUAUCCAACGGCAAGGCAAAGUACCGUUUGGGAAGUCUGAUUUCAAGAUAUAUAGGAACGUGAAGGAUUAUGGAGCGAAGGGAGACGGGAAAAGUGACGACACAACAGCCAUCAAUAAGGCGAUCACAGAUGGUGAUCGUUGUGGGAAAGGGUGUGAUUCGAGCACGACUACACCUGCUAUCAUUGCAUUUCCUCCAGGUACUUACAUGGUCAGCGCUCCCCUGAUUCAGUACUACUACACCCAAUUCAUUGGGGAUGCCUUGAACUUGCCGACUAUCAAAGCUACCCCUAAAUUCAAGGGUAUGGCCGUCAUUGAUACCGAUCCUUAUGAUGAUGAGGGCAAGAACUGGUUUACGAACCAGAACAAUUUCUAUCGCCAAAUUCGUAAUUUCGUCAUUGACAUCACUGGUUUGCCACCGUCUCAGGGUGCUGGUAUUCAUUGGCAAGUCGCACAGGCCACGAGUCUGCAAAACAUCAGGUUUGAGAUGGUCAAAGGAGGCCAAGACAACAAACAGCAAGGGAUAUUCAUGGAUAAUGGAAGUGGUGGAUUCUUGACGGAUCUUACCUUCAAUGGCGGUAAUUACGGUGCAUUCUUCGGAUCUCAACAGUUCACGUCUCGCAAUAUGACUUUCAACGGGUGCAAUUGCGGCAUUUUCAUGAACUGGAACUGGCUCUGGAACCUCAAGUCGUUGAAUAUCAAUGAAUGUGGGGUUGGGGUAAAUAUCUCGAAUUCACCGAGCAAUCUGACCGUUGGUUCUAUAAUCAUUCAAGACAGUGUCAUUAGGAAGACUUCGCAAGGCAUCAUGACUGCCUACAAUAAACAAUCGAACACACCACCGGCAGCCAACACCGUCAUUCUCGAUAACGUUGAUUUCACCGACACUUCGAUCGCUGUGGCCGACCAGAAUGGACAGACCAUUCUCAAGGGAGGAUCGAAGGUUGCUUCCUGGAUUCAAGGCAGCGGAUACUCCAACGGCGCCAAAGAUGAUGCAUCGGCCUCUCAGUGCGCUUCAGCGGCUCCUUCAGCUUCAGCAACAAAGAUGCAAGGCCCACUAGGCGCGCCAACUAAGCCUGCGUCACUUUUGAGCAAUGGCAAUGUGUAUGAGCGCUCGAAGCCACAGUAUGAGACUGUGCCGGCCACCUCUUUCAUCAGUGUCAAAUCUCAAGGAGCAAAGGGUGACGGCCAAACGGACGACUCAGAUGCUCUACAAAAAGCGUUCGAUGCUGCAAAGGCAGAUCAGGUUGUCUAUUUCGAUCAUGGAAAUUACGUCGUUACCAAAACGGUCAAAGUGCCCAAGAAUAUAAAAAUCACUGGCGAGAUCUGGCCGAUAAUCAUGGCUUCUGGGCAAACCUUCUCCAACGCUGAGAAGCCUGUUCCUGUCUUCCAAGUCGGUCAGCCCGGCGACAGUGGUGCUGUGGAGAUGUCAGACCUAGUCUUCUCAACCAAAGGUCCCGCGCCCGGUGCCAUCCUCGUAGAAUGGAACUUGGCCUCCUCCUCCCAAGGUAGCAACGGCAUGUGGGACGUCCACUUCCGAAUCGGGGGCACCGCAGGCUCUGGUCUUCAGUCCGACAAAUGCGCCAAGAACCCCAAUACGACCACCACCUCUACCACUGUCUCCUCCUGCUCCGGCGCUUUCCUCCUUCUCCAUGUAACAUCCAAGGGAAGCGUCUACAUCGAAAAUUCAUGGUAUUGGGUCGCUGACCACGAGCUCGACCGCUCCGAUCACAACCAGAUAAACAUCUUCAACGGCCGUGGUGUCCUUCUCGAGAAUAGCGAGGGACCGGUGUGGCUAUACGGUACCUCAAGCGAGCAUUCCCAGUUGUACAAUUACCAGAUCUCCAAUGCCAAGAAUGUCUACAUGGGCAUGAUCCAGACAGAGACUCCCUACAUGCAGGCUAACCCCAACGCUUUGACUGGUGGCUUCAAGCCGAACGACAAAUACGACGACCCCGACUUCUCAGACUGCAAGACCGACGCAUGUAAGAAAGCUUGGGGGCUUCGUGUCUCUAAGUCAUCAGAUGUGCUGGUUUAUGGAGCGGGUCUGUACAGUUUCUUCGAUAAUUACGGGCAGGCGUGUCUCAAGGGGGAGAAUUGCCAGGAGAACAUGGUCAGCAUUGAAUGCUCGACUGACGUUUACCUGUGGGGCUUGAGCACGAAGGCUUCAACAAAUAUGGUGACAUUGGAUGGGCAGGCGGUUGUGCAGGGGAAGAACCAUAUGAGUAAUUUUUGCAGUACUGUUGCUGUAUUUGAGGCGCUCUAA
Molecule: messenger RNA, 2409 nt
Organism: Bacidia gigantensis
Lineage: Eukaryota; Fungi; Ascomycota; Lecanoromycetes; Lecanorales; Ramalinaceae
Exons: 2
Coding region: 1-2409 (802 amino acids)
Molecular function (GO): polygalacturonase activity
Source: RefSeq, a predicted model, not a curated record